Dermacentor silvarum is the source of this 2547-nucleotide messenger RNA. It is a transcript of the gene ash2, whose product is annotated as set1/Ash2 histone methyltransferase complex subunit ASH2-like. NCBI's taxonomy places the organism in Eukaryota, Metazoa, Arthropoda, Arachnida, Ixodida, Ixodidae. The coding region runs from base 174 to 2117 and encodes 647 amino acids. Gene Ontology annotation, cellular component: Set1C/COMPASS complex. The transcript is spliced from 16 exons. Gene Ontology annotation, molecular function: transcription cis-regulatory region binding; protein binding. The record is from RefSeq and is a predicted model, not a curated record.
UGGCGUCAAACGCAACCGUCGGCGGCAACAGCCACCCGUGCGGUGAUGUGCUGUAAGUUGCCGCGCGCCCUGUUCGUUACGCGACGUGGCCGUGGCACUUGACUGAGUGUUGUACAAUAUAUCUCAGGACGACAUCUGAGCGAGCAACUUUCAACGUCUUCGGUUUGUCUAGAAUGAGUACGGAGUCAGGUGAGCAGACUUUGUCGAGUAGCCUUGGUGCCGAAGCACAAGGCUCGGAGUUGCCAGGGUGCAAGAGGUCUGAAAACGUGGACACGGAUGAUAAUUCCCAGGGCACAAUGAAAGGCGACGAAAUAAUUGACGAAGCUAGCAGCAUUGAGUCGGAUGCCGACAAGGUGGCGAAGGAAAGCGACAACUGCGCCAGGGACAUUCCCAUGGAGGAGGAGUCAAAUCUUGAAGAUCCCGCCUCGUCUGAGACCACGAGCAGCGAUCAGCCACCGUCUGCACAGGCGAACAACGGCCUGGAAGGCGCUGAUGGUUCUAAGCUGGCUUCCGACGCUUCAAGAAGCUCGGAUCAACAGUGCUAUUGUGGGAAAGGGCGCAACAUGAACGUCGUUGAACUCCAGUGUAUUGCCUGCCUCAAGUGGUUUCAUGACACAUGUUUGUCAUUACCGCUUGGGAAAUGCGUUCCAUUUAUGACCAACUACACUUUCUCCUGCAAGCUGUGCAAUCCAGCUGGUAACGAGAACUUCUCCAAAAAGCAGUCAAAUUUUAGCCAGAUGUGUGUGACAGCGCUCGCCAACUUAAUACAGAAGAACCGUGCAGAGGGAGGAAGUCGGGCAUUGUUUUCAAAAGACAAGGAGAUAAUUCCCUUCAUUGAAAAGAAUUGGGAAAACAUGACAACGGUCGCACGAAGAGUAAAGCAAACCUGGCACACGACUGUUUACAAGACCAUGACCAAAGACACGGAUGUUUUUGUGUGCGAAGAAAAAACAGAAUCGGGGGAAGUCACUGAUGCCCACCCAUAUUUUGGGCUCAUCCUGACGGAUUUAGAAAAGAUUGGACCCAACUACGAGAGCCUUGUUCGGGGUGGCCAGGGUCGCAAUGUGGAUUCACAAGUUUCUUCAGGCAAUCCUGUUCCUGGUAAAGGUAGAGGCACCAAACGGAAGCUGCCAGGGGAAAGUCAGACUGCUACCUCGGGAAAGAAGAAUAAAAGUGACUUGGUGAUGCCCAAGCUACCACCGAACGGCUACCCCCUUGAUCAUCCCUACAACAAGGAUGGCUACCGGUACAUCCUCGCGGAGCCUGAUCCUCAUGCACCCUUUCGUCAGGAGUUUGACGAAAGCACAGACUGUGCAGGGAAGCCUAUUCCAGCAUGGCUCUACCGUAAACUACAGCCAUCGUCUGUGCUGUUGGCUAUGCACGACAGAGCGCCCCAGUUGAAGCUGUCAGAUGACCGUCUCAGUGUGACUGGGGAGAAGGGCUACUGCAUGGUCAGGGCAACUCAUGGUGUGGAAGAGGGCACCUGGUAUUAUGAAGCUACUAUUGAAGACAUGCCUGAAAACUGUGCCACUCGUAUUGGCUGGUCUCAGGAGCUUGGAAAUUUGCAGGCUCCCUUGGGGUACGACCGUUUUGGUUACUCCUGGCGGUCUCGUAAAGGCACGAAGUUCCAUGAGAGCCGUGGCUACCACUACAAUGACGUAGGUUACGGCACUGGAGACACACUUGGGUUCCUCAUCGAGCUGCCACGAAGAAAAGAAAAAGAAGGGCAACUCUCUCUGCCAGAUGCUUUUAAAGACAGGCGACUCGUAAAGGUGAAGAGUUAUCUUUAUUUUGAAGAGAAGGAUGAAGUGCAGCAAGCCAUCAAGGCUCUCAGGUCACUGCCGGGAAGUAGAAUUGCAUUUUAUAAGAAUGGAGAGUACAUGGGGACUGCUUGGAAAGAUAUUUAUGAAGGAAUGUACUACCCAGCAGUGUCUCUCUACAAAGGAUGCACGGUGCGUCUGAACUUUGGACCCAACUUCAAGCACAAGCCAAAGGAUGUACCGUGCCUGGGAAUGCAUGAAAGUGUCGACAAAGUCAUCGUGCAGCAGACCAUGUCUGAUAUUCUCUACCUUGUAGAAAAUGAAAGUCAAAUGCGGUUGGAUGCCAUCUACUUUUAGUGUUGAAAUUUCCUUCCUUGUUUUUAUCAAAAUGUACUCUUUUUUUCACGUGAGAAAAAAAAGAGCGAAGCAUGUGCACAGAUUUUUCAUCCUCACAGACAAGUCUUCCAUUAUCCAGUGAGGGCGACAUGUGAAAGUUUUAGUUUGUAAGGGGACAGGGGAGUUUUUUAAGUACGUUUUUUUGGUACGUUUUUUACCCCUUUUUUUUUGUUCGCUUUAUGGAUAGGACUUAUCUAUAUACUUUUGAAUAGUUGAGGUCAUUUUAACUAAUUGAAGUUUGUUAUUUUGUAUAUUGUGCGGCUGCUAUGCCUUUUGCCGCGUGUAUUGCAGUUUUUAUAAUACUUGUAUAUUGUAGAAGAGCCUUUGUUGCUGUGGCAUCUUGCCAUGUUUUUAUUAUAACAGUCGUAUCUCGAUAAUUCGAGCUCGAAGG